UCUACCUGAAAGCUUGUGAUUCGUCGCCGCCGCAGCUCGCGUUGAUCGCCCUGUCCUCUGCUUUUCCCUGUGUUUCUCUUCCUGAAGAGUUCCCUUGUGUCUCCCGCGACUUGUAUGAGCGAAGCCAUGAGGAUAACUGAUGGCGGUUCAGACCCGCGAAAGAGCAAAGAGGAUGAGGUGGUCGACAGGAUCAGCGGUUUGCCCGACUCGCUACUCCUCCACAUACUCUCCUUCCUGCCCUUCAGGUGCGCUGUCCGCGCAUCCUUGAUACUUCGGCCGUUCCGUGGCCUUUGGAGAUCUCUGAGUAGUCUGUCCUUCGAGGAGUGCGAUUUCCAUGCCUGCCGUCGCGGCCGUUCUGGAGCCGGUGAGUUCUUGAAUUUCGUCGAGCAUGUGUUGGCUCUACACGAGAGCCCCAAAAUCCAUACGUUCCGUAUCGAGUUGAACUUUCAUGCGAGUGGCUUUCCUAACCCUGAAUUUGACGGUCGUGGAGUAAUGUCAAAUAGACUGGAUGAGUGGAUAUGCUUCGCGCUGAAGAAAAAGGUGAAGGUCCUCGAUGUUGCCCUAGGUGGCUGUGCUAGGCCGAUGGGAGCAAAGCCAGCUCUUCACUAUAGAGUGCCGAGUGCUGUUCUCGGUUCUAGUAACCUGGUGGAGCUUAAAUUGAAGGUUUGUAAUAUCGAAUCUCUAGGACAGAUUCAUUUGAAAUCGCUUCAAAAGUUGUCGAUGUUUGAUGUUAAUUUAAGCGAAGAGGUGAUACAAAAUCUGGUUUCGGGAAGCCCGUCAUUGAAGAAGGUGUCCCUCCAAUAUUGCCAUGGCCUACAAGUUCUGAAGUUCGAAAGGCACCCGUCCCUUGAAGAAUUGAAUGUUUGUAAUUGUGUUGACCUGGAAAAAGUGGAUCUUGCUAGUUCGGGCAUCAAAAUAUUGGCCGUCUAUGUCGGUUAUCCCCUGAGUAAGAUAAUCUGUCCGAAUGUCAUGACACUUGAACUGGAUGGAUUACAAGAUGAUGUAAAUUUGGAUUGCGGGUCUUCCCUUAAUGAUGUGGCCCUCUAUGUCAGCGGUUUUGGAGAUUUCUUGUUGGAACGAGGUGUCUUUCUGGAAUAUUAUGAGUUCAAAAGGCUUCUGAAAAAGCUCCGUAGCAUUGCACAUUUUACUCUGUGCAAUCGGAGUAUACUGGUCUUUAGCAUAUGGGAGCUGAACAAUCAAACAUGUCCAUCUUUCAACUGGAAGUCAGUGACAAUGACACUUAAUUUGGCAAAGUGGCACCUCCCUGGGAUUUCUUACCUAUUAGAGGCUUGCGAUUUUCUAGAAACACUUACCAUAUAUGUUUAUCCGUCAAAUCCCGAAGAUAUUCAGAGAAAUACGUGGGAUCGAGCGUGUAAUUUUGAUGGGAGGAGUUAUUGGCAUUCUGUUCAAGGCACAUUUCAUUGUCUUGCUCACCACCUCAAGAAUGUAAUGGUAUAUGCAUGCGUGACCGAACCAUACGUGAUUGAGCUAAUCGAGUUUUUACUUGGGAACGCACUGGUUUUGGAGAAAAUGGUGAUCUCUACUAAAAGGAAUUCUAAAGAAAAUCGAAAUGGGAUUUUAUAUUUAGCUGACACCUCCGGCCUAGAAAAGGACUAUACUUCGGAUAUGCUUCUGGAUUUUUCGCAAAAGGUUCUUAGCUUACCGAGAAUUUCUCCCCGUGCAGUCGUACACAUGGCAGUAUGUUGAUAUGGUUUUCUCAAAUGUAGAAGUACUGCUCUAUUUCAUUUAUACAAUUUCUAUUAUGCUAACAAGUCAUGUCUCUGUCGUCAGUUUACAUUUUCUUUUAGCUGGCUUUCUCUUUUGGUCUUAAAUCGAUGGAUUCAAUAGUUUAUUAUUGGAAACACAACUUUACGAA
Molecule: messenger RNA, 1876 nt
Organism: Syzygium oleosum
Lineage: Eukaryota; Viridiplantae; Streptophyta; Magnoliopsida; Myrtales; Myrtaceae
Product: putative F-box/LRR-repeat protein At3g18150
Exons: 3
Coding region: 115-1707 (530 amino acids)
Molecular function (GO): protein binding
Source: RefSeq, a predicted model, not a curated record